UACUAAAUGGAAAUACCAUUGUGAAACCUUAAUUCAAUCUGUAAACAAACCGACCGGGCAUUAUAGGUACGACAGCAUACCAGUACGGAGAAAAUGCGCAAAUUCCUUGUGGUAUUCGCAGCUGUAUGUGUGCAUGUUGCUGUAGCACACAAGGGAUUUCCUGCUGACCUAUCUGAAGAGAUGUACUGUGUUGGAUGCAAGGCCACAGUAAAAGAGCUUUCAGGGAGAUUACAGUAUCACACCUCGGAGAAAAUGGAGAUGAGAGUCAGGCAUGCAUUACAAGCGAUUUGUCAUGAGGAUUACUUCAAAUCUUACGAGUAUAGCGCAAAAAAGCUUGUUAAAGCAUGUGAACACUUAAUGGAUAGUCACCAACAAGACUUGGUGUAUGUAUUAAAGGAUUACUAUAGCAAGAAAAGUCGUAAAGGACAUUCCUACCUGCACAUCGCUCACAUUAUCUGCAACAAAGAGACAUUUGCCUGUGGAGGAGCAGUUGAGGAGGAGGAGGAGAAAUAUGAUCCUAAAAAGGGCAAGAUUGUCUAUAAUGAUGACACAGACAACUUCGACAUCCACUUUGGAAAGAAUGUGAAAAUGAUGAAACCUGUCCGGGAAUCUCUGGCACAUGGAAGAGAUGAACUUUGAAGCGUAUACCAGACCAAUUUGAAAUAUGACAUUACAACACACACUCUAUAUAGCUGUCAUUUCAUGUUGUACUUUCCAUAAAUGUGUUAAUGCAUAA
Molecule: messenger RNA, 736 nt
Organism: Ylistrum balloti
Lineage: Eukaryota; Metazoa; Mollusca; Bivalvia; Pectinida; Pectinidae
Exons: 6
Coding region: 94-639 (181 amino acids)
Source: RefSeq, a predicted model, not a curated record